Molecule: messenger RNA, 2420 nt
Organism: Sander lucioperca (pikeperch)
Lineage: Eukaryota; Metazoa; Chordata; Actinopteri; Perciformes; Percidae
Product: arginyl-tRNA--protein transferase 1
Exons: 13
Coding region: 67-1737 (556 amino acids)
Biological process (GO): protein arginylation
Cellular component (GO): cytoplasm
Molecular function (GO): arginyl-tRNA--protein transferase activity
Source: RefSeq, a predicted model, not a curated record
GGGGCUUGACAUCCUGCAGUACUUGCCUGGGCAGAUACCGGGCAAGCUCAGCUGUCAUCUGACUCGAUGUUAAAGAUGGCAGGAAACAAGUCUUAUACAAUAGUUGAAUACUUCGGCGGGGAUGGCGGUUACCGGUGUGGUUACUGUAAAAAUGAUGAAGGAAACUUUUCUCAUGGGAUGUGGUCUCACACCAUGACUGUACAAGACUACCAAGACCUCAUAGACCGAGGAUGGAGAAGAAGUGGGAAAUAUGUCUAUAAGCCCAAACUGAACAAGACCUGCUGUCCACAGUAUACCAUCAGAUGUCAUGCACUGAAAUUCCAGCCUUCCAAAUCCCACAAGAAAGUCAUGAAGAAGAUAAGCAAAUUCAUUUCCAAAGGAGAGUUGCCAAAAGGAGAGGGUGAUGGGGAGCCAAUGGACAAUGGGAUGGUGUGUGAAGAAGCAGGUCCACGGGAACCGAGUAAAGUCUGUCACUCAGAAGUUAAGUGUGCUGCUAUCACAGACAUUCAGAAGGAACUACCAGAGCGUGCCGACGUCACCGAAGUUCAGAGAGAGGUAGCGGAUGCCGCAGCUACCGAAACAUCGGGAACAUCAAGAAAAGAUCCAGUGUCUGUCGCGGAUGAGAGAACAACAGCCGCAGCUCCAAAACCAGGGAUGGGAGCUGAUCCUGGCCGGCCGCCAUGUCGGAAGGCCAAAGACUUGAGAAAGGAACGACGUCUUCAGAAAGAGCAGAUUAGACAGGCUGACGGGGUCUCUUCUAUUGUCUCUCCUACCCCACCCGCUCCGGCCCAGCCCAAGCUACCCAAAGCCCUGGAAGAUUUCAUCAAUGAGUCAUUGCCUGAAAACUCUUCUCAUCGCCUUGAGGUGAGGCUAGUGCGCUCCAAUCCCCCUAGCCCGCAGUUCAAAGCCUCGUUCGAUGCCUCCUACCAGGUGUACAAACUCUACCAGAUGGCCAUUCACAAGGACCCUCCUGACAAACCCUCCGAGAGCCAGGUGAGGCUAGUGCCGGUCAACUUUGAGGACCCUCAAUUCACAGCGUCCUAUCAGCAGUCGGUGGCGCUGUACUCCCGCUACCAGAUGGCCAUUCAUGGUGAUGACCCCAGCGAAUGUAGUGAGAGCGAGUUCCGGAGAUUUCUCUGUGAUUCACCACUAGAGGCGGAACAUUCUCCAGAUGGGCCCGAGAUGGGCUACGGCUCCUUCCACCAGCAAUACUGGCUGGACGAGCGCAUCGUGGCGGUGGGGGUGAUCGAUAUCCUGCCUACCUGUGUGUCCUCUGUCUACCUGUACUACCACCCAGACUUUGCCUCACUGUCUUUGGGCUCCUACUCUGCUCUCAGGGAGAUCGCCUUCACCAGGCAGUUGCAGAAACAGUCCCCCAAGCUGUCCUACUACUACCUGGGCUUUUAUAUUCACUCCUGUCCCAAGAUGCGGUAUAAGGGGCAGUACCGGCCUUCAGAUCUCCUGUGCCCUGAAACCUAUGCCUGGGUACCAAUAGAGCAAUGCCUACCCCAGCUGGAAAACUCCCGCUAUGCUCGUUUCAACCAGGAUCCUGAUGCAGGAGAUACUCGGUUGCUGAAGGAUGUGGGCCGAGCUCUGGUGCUAUACAAACGGGCCGUCAUGACCUACGCAGCCUACACCCGCAAAUGCAAAGGCUCCAGUGACGAGACGGAGGUGCAGCAGUACGCCGGCUUGGUUGGCCAGGACUGUGCAGAAAGGAUCUUGCUUUACCGCUCCUAAACAUUACAGCGUCACACCACUGCACCUUUUUUAAUAUACAUGAAUACACACCUCCCAGCAAUGUCUGUGUAUUUCUGUUAAUGUAUCUCUGUGUGUCUUCUCACUGUGUGUGAAAGUGCUUUCUGCUGCUGCUCCCAGUAGUCUCACCAUGCUUAGCUUUACACAGGCUGGAACAAUGCAGUAGCAGCUCACUAUCUAUAUAUGUGUCCAUUCACCCACUGGCCUCAUUCACGUUUAUCCAUCAAUGAAUCCUGCAGUAUCUAUUCUCAGUUUAGUUCUUCUGCAUCCUUCGGUUUGAUUUGACUCCCAUCACGGAUCGGUUAUUUUGAUCUCAUGUGUUCAUCACUUUGAUUUUUCCAAACUCUGUACGCUUCAGUAAUGCUGUUCCUGAUGAUGAUGGGCGACAGGCGACAGCUCUCUUCUGAACUGACACAUGUUUAGAUGUACGUCAGCGUUGCCACUUGAAGAGCAUGUGCUACUUUGAAUGUUCAGUGAAGUUGGUUCUUAGUUGCUUACACUAUACCCCCAAACUUCACUUACUUACUUUUUUUUAUCACUGGGUUUAUUUGACCCAAAGAACUCUGUUAUCAAUGUUUUUGUCUGCAAUAUUUAUAGCUUCAUUUGCUUUUCUUUUAACACUGUUAUUUUUGGUUAAACCAAAUAAAAAGGUUGUAUAUUCCCUG